This is a messenger RNA of Culex pipiens pallens (northern house mosquito), 1255 nucleotides long. Its product is annotated as CD63 antigen. The transcript has 7 exons. The record is from RefSeq and is a predicted model, not a curated record. Gene Ontology annotation, cellular component: membrane. The coding region runs from base 413 to 1153 and encodes 246 amino acids. Lineage: Eukaryota; Metazoa; Arthropoda; Insecta; Diptera; Culicidae.
AAAAUUUUUGCAUUACCUCAUUUCCGUUCUAGAAUGUUAUGUGUGUGUGUAUUUUAGUUCGCAGGAUUGUGUCUAAUUCACGAGUAGUUGCGAUUUGCCCGCAUUGAUGUAAAAUAUACCAAGUGUGAUAAGGGAAUAAUUACACAGCAAGUAUCAGUCACUGCGCUGAAGUUGAUAGUUUGAUGUUUUUCAAACAGUCUGCAAGCUCAUCAUAAUACAUUCAGAUGUUGGCGAAGUGUUCAAAGAGUUGAAUUCAGUUCAAGGUCCUCCUUAACGCCACAUCGUAAGCAAAUUGUACCAAUUUUCUUCUCUCUGGAGCAUAUCUGUUGGCACUCUUGCAGCAAGUUACGAAACGUGGCUCGGAGAACUGAUUCGGCAUAAAACGUGAACCGGCCUUCACUAAACCGUCAAGAUGUCGCUCAGUACAAGUGCUAAUUUCAUCAAGUAUCUCCUAUUUCUGUUCAACUUCUUAUUCGUGAUCACCGGCAUCACGAUUAUGGCCGUUGGACUGACCGUCCAAGGAGCGUACCACAACUUCCGGGAAAUCCUGGACCCCCAGUUCUUCAGCGUACCCACGUUCCUGGUGGUGAUCGGUAGCUUCAUCUUUGUGAUCGCAUUCUUCGGAUGCUGUGGAGCGUACAAGGAGAACUACUGCAUGACGUUGACCUUCUCGAUCCUGCUGAUUCUGAUCUUCAUUCUGGAACUGGCGGCCGGUAUCAGUGGCUAUGUUCUGCGAAACGAAACCUACAAUCUGCUAACGUCUACGAUGCAAAGUUCAAUGAAGCAGUACGGCGGAGCCACCAACAAGGAGGUUACGAUCAUUUGGGAUGAGAUCCAGGUUGAUUCCUCGCGGGAAUCGACCUUCAACCACCAAUCCCGGGUCACCACCACCGAAUACAACAGUUCGACUGCUGCGGCUGCGGCGUCCAGCUCGCCCGGCGCCAUCGGAAUGGUCACCUGCCCGGACAUGCCGGACAAGAAAACGCUGCGCCAAACCGGCUGCAUCACCUCGUUCGGCGCGUUCAUCAAAUCGCACGCCGUCAGCCUAGGAGCGGCCGGAAUCGUGCUGGCCGUGAUACAGUUCUUUGGAAUCUUCUUCGCUUGCUAUCUGGCAAAACAGAUCAAGAUGCAGAGUGGACACACAGGAUUUUAAGAACUUCUUGAGUGUGACUUUAAAAAAUAAUGUUUUAUGUGAAAAGUUUAAAAUAUUGUGACAUGAAAUAAAAACAUCCUUUGUAGCUACAUAUUAACAAGA